UUUGAAUCGCGCACCAAGCACUUUCUAUAUAUAAUAAACAACAUACUGUUGCGAGUUACCCCUGACCUUCACAUUCACAUUCAUUUUAAAAGAAUAAAAGAAACAAACUUUUUUGGGUUUGGGUUGAAAGUUUUGUUCUUCUUAUUAUCUGACUCUCUCUGCGCGACUCUCCGGAGCUACAUUGCAGGGGAUUCAAGAGAAGUCGUUGCAGAGAGAGAGAGAGAGAGAUUGUGUUUGUGUAGGUAAAAGUUUUGUUGGUUUUUAAGGUAAAAUCGUGAAGAAAGAAAGAAAAAGAAAAUGGCAGUUUCAAGGGUUUUGGCUAUCGUUGUUGUCGCUCUUAUCUUUGCCAUUGCUUUGCCUGUUCAGGCUCAGUCCUCCGCUCCUGCUCCUGCCCCAACUAGUGAUGGGACAUCAAUCGACCAAGGAAUUGCAUAUGUGCUCAUGUUGGUGGCACUGGUGCUUACUUACCUCAUUCAUGCCGCCGACUUAACUUGCAGCUUUUAACUUCAAUUUCUUUUUUCUUUUCUCUUUUCUCUUUUAUGAAUUUUGGGGUCUGGGGAGGUUCUUUUGUUUGAGAGAUGAUUGGAAUGGAUGUGUAUGUAAUCUUAACGAUUACCUGUCAUGAAAGGUUUUAUUUUUGUAUCUAUUGAAUUGGAACUUUCUUUUUGAAUUUGAUAAAAUUAUCAUCUUUAUGUUAUCA
Molecule: messenger RNA, 700 nt
Organism: Ricinus communis (castor bean)
Lineage: Eukaryota; Viridiplantae; Streptophyta; Magnoliopsida; Malpighiales; Euphorbiaceae
Product: arabinogalactan protein 41
Exons: 2
Coding region: 298-504 (68 amino acids)
Source: RefSeq, a predicted model, not a curated record